CGUAGCAGUAAGCAGUUAACCAGUCAAAACACCUCGACUUCGGCCUACGAAGUUGUGUUUUUUACACUUUGGGGACGGCCUUUGCCUUGACAAACUUCCGAUCCGACGGUCUCUCCACCCCAUUGGCGACGCGAUUGGAGCACACAAAAGGGAAAAUUUUCCGGAUUCCGAUUAGAAGAUCAUUUAACAUUUCCUUCUCCAAAAAUCCAAUUUUCCUGCCCAAGGUCGUGAUUUUUUAAUUGCAUUGAUUUCGAGGAAAAGGCGUCUAUGAUCUUUGGGCGGCGAUCUUAUUUUUGGCAGCGCUGGGGCGAGAGGAGUGCCGUCGGAUGCUGCAGCCGUUGCCGCGGGCGCGGCUGCAGGUUUGGUUUGUUAGGGUUUGUUCGUGCGUCCUCGUUUGGACGUGCUUAGCUCAGCUUGUUGCCGUCGGUGAUCUCUGGCACGGCCAUUCUCGUCUGCCAGUAGCCGUGCGAUUUUUUCUCAGUUUAGGAAAUGAUGCUGCGGUGUCAAGUUUGUCGCUUCGCCACCAGUUUCAAGACUUUGUGCCCGCUUCUCCUCCAUAUGUUCCCUUGAGAGUCUAUAAAAGCAAUGGUUAUCUCAAAGUAUCCUGCAAUGGAGGUCUAAAUCAGAUGCGUUCAGAGGUGAUAUGCGACAUGGUUACUGUUGCCCGCUUUUUAAAUCUAACAUUAGUUGUUCCGGAGCUUGACAAGAGAUCUUUUUGGGCAGACACCAGCAACUUUGGAGACAUAUUUGAUGUGAACCAUUUCAUCAAUACUUUAAGGGAUGAAGUGCAUAUAGUUAAGAGAAUUCCAAAGAGAUUUAAAGGACCAAAAAAUAUGCUUGAGAUGCCUCCAAUCAGUUGGUCAAAUGAGAACUAUUAUCUAAGACAGAUUCUUCCACUUUUCAAUAAAUACAGUGUCAUACACUUCAAUAAGACAGAUGCGCGCUUAGCAAAUAACGGCCUCCCUCUUGAAUUUCAGAAGCUUAGGUGCCAUGUUAAUUAUCAGGCAUUGAAAUUUACUCCUCAAAUUGAGGCAUUAGGGAAUAAGUUGAUUAAAAUUCUACAAGAAAGGGGCUCUUAUGUAGCAUUACACUUGAGGUAUGAAAUGGACAUGCUAGCAUUCUCUGGAUGCACUCGUGGUUGCUCUGUGGAGGAAGCAAAUGAGCUUAAGAGGUUAAGGUAUGCAUAUCCAUGGUGGAGAGAGAAAGAGAUUGAUUCUGUAGCCAAGAGAUUGCAAGGCUUAUGUCCCCUUACGCCAGAGGAAACUUCACUAGUUCUACAAGCUUUGGGAUUCAAUAAUAGUACUCAAAUCUAUGUUGCUUCGGGUGAGAUAUAUGGCAGCGACCAUCGGCUUACAGAUUUACGUGCGGCAUUUCCUCGACUGGUGAGAAAGGAAAUGCUUCUUGACCCUGAAGAUCUGCGUCAAUAUCAGAACCAUUCUUCUCAAAUGGCUGCAUUGGAUUACCUGGUUUCAAUAUCUAGUGAUAUUUUUAUUCCUACUUAUGAUGGAAACAUGGCUAAAGUUGUAGAAGGUCAUCGCAGAUAUCUUGGCUUCAGGAAAAGUAUUGUAUUGGAUAGAAGAAAGGUAGUAGAAUUACUUGACCUGUAUGCCAAUAAAACACUUUCUUGGUCUGAAUUUACUAGUACUGUUCAAGAGAUCCAUAAGAACAGGAUUGGACAGCCAAGCUGCAGAAAGGUGUUGAUUAACAAACCAAAGGAGGAAGAUUACUUCUAUGCUAACCCAUAUGAAUGCCUUAGUAAUUCGACCGAAUGCGAGGAACCAUCCAAUUCUUCAGAUACUCUAAGAUGAGUCAGUUCGGACGAAACCGUAUGAUAAUUUCAAGCCCCACUGCAGCUCUGUUGAAAUACAGACCAAUAUUUUUACUGCCUUGGGAUCCGGUCGUCGGAAAUUUCAACCAUUUUUCAUAUUCUUUUUGUUCUUUAGUUUAUAUUAGUCUGUGAUUUCAUAUGAAGGCUGAAGAAUGCAGUUCUGUGGAGUUUUGCGACUGUGCAAAGUUCUGGAGUUGGUUGGAAUGAUUUUGCUCGCAGAAGAUUGAGGAUGGAAGAACAAUCUGCAGCCAUAAGGUUUACACCUACCUCUAUUGAUAAUGUUUCUUUCAUAAUGUAAAUUUUUCAUGAUUUUCAGUGAUUUUCCCCUCUUGAUUGCAUGAGGAUUGCUGCAAAAACCACAGUUUAGAAAUUUUCAAUUCAGAAGUUGAGUAAUUUUGCAUUUAGUUUGUAUGCUUGAGAAAACCUUGGCUUUUCUGUAGGAGUCCAUAUCACAUUAUUCA
Molecule: messenger RNA, 2289 nt
Organism: Dendrobium catenatum
Lineage: Eukaryota; Viridiplantae; Streptophyta; Magnoliopsida; Asparagales; Orchidaceae
Product: rhamnogalacturonan I rhamnosyltransferase 1
Exons: 8
Coding region: 327-1808 (493 amino acids)
Cellular component (GO): cytoplasm; chloroplast
Source: RefSeq, a predicted model, not a curated record